This is a messenger RNA of Entrophospora candida, 274 nucleotides long. The record is from the annotation of a GenBank genome assembly. NCBI's taxonomy places the organism in Eukaryota, Fungi, Glomeromycota, Glomeromycetes, Entrophosporales, Entrophosporaceae.
AUCUACGAUUUUUGGAUAAUAUGAAUUUACAACCAUUGGAUAAUAAUAACAUAAAUAGUAUAAAUCCACAAUCAUCGGAUAAUAAUAUAAAUCGACAAUUUUUUGUUGAAUCUCCACAACAUACUCACAUAAAUCUACGAUGGUUGACCGAUAUUAUAAAUCCACUAUCACUGGAUAAUAAUAUAAAUACACCAUUAUUAGAUAAUAAUCAAAUAUCAUAUCCAUUGUCUUAUACGGAUGCAUCGAUUUAUAAUAUAGAUCUGAAUCAGUUGUG